Molecule: messenger RNA, 3643 nt
Organism: Lineus longissimus
Lineage: Eukaryota; Metazoa; Nemertea; Pilidiophora; Heteronemertea; Lineidae
Product: myosin-8-like
Exons: 2
Coding region: 196-2970 (924 amino acids)
Source: RefSeq, a predicted model, not a curated record
GUACACAUACACUGGCUUACUAAAAUGGACGUUAGGCGUGCGAAACUAGAGUAAUACUUAUGUGGAAUAUGGAUCGAGAAAAGAAGCAUGCAACUGGCUUGUGGGGAUGACUAACAGGACUGGUGUAGAACGGCAGAGGCCUAUACAUGCUAUACAUUCAUUGCUGAAGUUGGUUGAAGAGCUCGACAUUCCAGUAUGUCGGAUUCAUAUGAUUCCAGUCGACAAGAGACGGCUGGAGGCGGAGAGGUUGCCUUGGACACAGCAGUACAACUAGGCGCGGGGGACAACUUGGCCCAGACCAGGCGUGACUGUCAAAAAACAAAGGACCAAUUGGUGGCAAUGCAUGGAGCGGAGCUGCUUGAAAGAGAAAAAGGCCGAGCCAGCGAAGUGACAGCACUUACUGUCGGAUACGAAAACCAGUUAACAGACUGUAAAUCUACUUUAAAUAAACUAACAACGACGCAUAACAAACUUCUGCAAGAUAAUUCUACUCUAUUGUCAUCUUUAGAAGCAGCGAAUGAGAAAAUAAAUCAUCUUGAGGAACUAGACAAAAAUAGUCCAAGUACUAUCACGAAAUUACAGAAUCAGAUUAAGGUAAUCCAGACAGCCUCUGAUACAAAAUCAAAAGAACUGGAAUCAGACCUGACAUCGAGGUUUACAGCUACAAUUAACAGCAAGGAAUCGACGAUAAAAGAUAAGAUUGAACAGAUUAAGCAGCUUGAUCUUGAGGUCACAAAGACCAGGCAAGCUUUGGACAAGAAUGCUGACCUGUUGAGAACAACUGAAGCUGCAAAGACCAAGUUAGAAGGAAAUUUACAUGUCGUUACGAGAGAUAGGGAUGUCAUUCAAACGGACCGGGACAGGUUUGACCGUGACCUGCAAAAAGAGAAAGCUGAUCGUGAGUUUGAUUGUCGUGAGCUGAGGCUGGAGGUAAUCGAGCGAGAAAAACUACGCGCGGCGGCUGAGGAGGAAAAUGUCACACUUAAGGCAAGAUUCUAUGCGGAAAAGGCUGAACUGUUAGCUGAAAAGAAGAGAUUGGCAGACGAACAUGAGGUUGAAAAGACAAAAUGGCGAGAGGCGAUAAACGUUCAAGAAGAGAAACACACGGUCCGUAUUCAAGAGCUUAUCAACCAGAAUAGUAUAACGGAGGGCGAUGUGCAGCGAAAAUACCGAGAGGAGAAAGAGAAUAAUCUCGCCGAGCUUGAGAGAGUGAGAAACGCCUUGAUUAGUGACCACCGUGACGAGAUUCAGAGGAGGGAAGCUAGUGCCGAACGUGCUAAAGAUGAACUCAAGGUAAAACUUGCAAUGAAAGUUAACGAAAUAAAUUCGAUGAAAGCAGCAUAUGAAAAAGAACGUGAGCAGUAUAUUAGGGAUCUUGGGGUGGAACGAAUGAAAAAUGUUGCAUUCGAGAAAGCAAUGAUGGGGAAACUAGAUGAAAACUCCAGCGAAGUUUUUAAGGCGAUCGCAGCCUUGGUGGAAAAACAGAGCUCGCGGGUGGAAACAUUGGAACACGGGUUAGCUGCGCAUGAAGCUAGGGCAAACAAGGAACGGGAUGAGAGACUGGAUCAACUGAGGCAGGAGCAUAAGGAUGAUGUUCAGAGGAUAAAUAGGGAAUGGAACGAUGCCAUGGUUCUACAGGCUACACGGCACUCAGAAAAUACGACAAGAUCGUCUGCAGAGAUAGACGGUCAUUUAAAGAGAAUUGGUGAGUUAGAAGUAGAGAGAGAUACACUGAGGAGGGAUCUUCGGGAGUUGAAAGCGGAUAAGGAUAGCCGUCUUGCAGAGAGAGACAGCGAGAUUGGCGAGUUGAAGGUCAGAGAGAAAAUGCUAGAGAUACAGAAAAAAACAGACGUGGAAUCGUUUGGGAAAGAGAGAUUGUGUUUCCGUAGCAGGAUUAAAUGUUUGAGGAAUAGUUUAGAAACAGAGAGGACGAAUUACAACACCGCUUUAGUGGACUUAAGAAAUGCAGUUGAGAAGAAUGAAGAAGCAAAAGGAAAGAUGAUAGAGGACGCGAAUAUGUUAAAAUUCCAAAUGAAACAGGACCACGAUCGUCUAGUUGAACAGUUGACCAAGACUAAUUCCGUGGUUAAGGAACAGCUGAUACAAUCACAGGAGCUACAGCGUAGUGAGAGAGACGAACACGUGGUAGCCUUGGCGCGUGAGCACGACGAGAAAGUACAACACAUGAACGCCCUCAAUGAUUUGCGCAUGAAAUUCGAGGAAGCAAAAAAAGAUCACAUUGAAGAAAAGGAUAGAUUCGGCGCAAGGAUAGGUACCAUGUUGGAUGAGAUCACCACUCUGAAGGAACAGGCCGCUCGGCGUGCAGAAAAGAUAAGCAAUCUCGAAAAAACGAACAAGAAUUAUAAAGAUCAAAUCGGCAAAUUAAAUGGUGUUUUGGAUGAAAUGAAGGAGCAGGCUGCGCGGUGUGCUGAGAAGUUAGGAAAUCUCCAGAAAACGAACGAGUAUUUUAAGGAACUGAACGAGCAAUUUCAUGGCGCUCUGAUGACGUACAACAAACGGCUGGACAAGCUGACAUCGGAGCAUGCGCAGGAGAGGCGUGUUAUGAGAUUGGAGCACAGUGCGCUCGGAAACCUUAUGAAACCGAGACUGCAAACAUUAGAAAAAAUAUUUCAAGAAUCCAUCCAGCAUUUGGAAGCAUAUCAGGACUUAACGCCGGGAAAAUCGAAAACGACAUGGGAUACUUGUCUGGAGCAGUUUUCUUCAGCUUUUGAGUCAUUCAUUGAAAUGACCCAUGGAGCUAUAGAAAUCGAGGAUGGUGCUAGUGAUGAUAUAAACUGCCAAAAAAGGCUUCAGGAAUCAUCGCACUCACCACUUGUGAAUGGGAAUACUGUCAGCUCGGAUGGGGAAACUGACGAAGAAAGAACAGUGGAAGGUUCCAAGCUGAAUUCUGGUGAUGGAGAAAUUGACGGUCACACGCCAGUAAAAAGACGGCGAUAUGAGAAUGAAUGAAUCUGAGUAGGCCUGGACAUUUGGAAGGCAUUCACACCCUUCCUGACAGCAUUUUUUCGCUUUCGAUUCGUGCACUGGGGGUAGUGGGUAGGCCUAUAUUCAGUAGAAGAUCUAAAUGCACAUGACGAACAUUCCCGACAACUCGGCUUGGGCCUUACUCGAGAAUGUAUAUUUGACUAAUGUUAAAGGGUACGCCGUUACUGGUGAUUCGGGAAAAUAGAAAUGCACAAUGUCUUAGUGCAAUUUUUUUGCAGACGAAUUUGCUGAAAUUUUUUAACAAACGGCAUAGGCCUUUUACACAGUUAAUCGGUCUGGUGCCGCCAUCGAUUGGUAUUGUUGUUGGCCAAACAAUCUCAAACAAACGCGAUGAGCUUUUGCCGCAUGGCAAAUUUAUAUCAUGGCGCGUACACUGUUUUGCAAGAAUAUGUCGCAUUUAUUCAAACAGAUGUCUCAGAUCGAUAUGAAUCGGCGAUACAUGCGUGUUGAUAGGUCUAACCAUUGUAAUAAAGUGCUUAAAAUAGCAAAAGGGGAAUUCCCACUUUUUAUUGAUCAGGCCAUGCAUGGUGACACAGAGUAUACACAGGCACUAUAUGUGUGCAUUGACACUAUGUACUAGUAUUCAAAUUUAAAUUUUACUGCACGACCUUAGUAAAACGUUCCGCUCAAGCAGACA